Molecule: messenger RNA, 1981 nt
Organism: Hevea brasiliensis (rubber tree)
Lineage: Eukaryota; Viridiplantae; Streptophyta; Magnoliopsida; Malpighiales; Euphorbiaceae
Exons: 4
Coding region: 229-1695 (488 amino acids)
Source: RefSeq, a predicted model, not a curated record
AGCUCAUCUCCCUUUACACAUAACCAACACAACUUCCUUAUAGCUUAAACCCUCUCUCGCAAAACCAUUUCUGAUUCAUAUCCCCAGAUUCUCGAAUUACUUUUAAACAGAUUCCAACUGAUUCGAAUUGAUUCUCUCUCUCAGUGUUCCUGUUCGGUUGUGGAUUAAGCAGAAUCAACAGACCAUGAGCGUACUAUCAAGAGACUAAUCAUCGAAAACAGGACCAAAAUGACCAUGGACCGAACUUCACCACCCGAAACCCCAUCCAGAGACCCCAAACCCAUCAUAGUCCUUUCUAUCGAGUGUCUCAAAGGUAGUUCCAAAGCCGACGAAUGGACUGGCGACAUGCUCCAGACCGGCGAUAUAGUUGAAGAAAUCAGGAUCGGGUCAGGUUCGUCUUCAGGAUCCGGGUCUUAUCAAUCGUUUAAGGCUCCGUUCAAGAAUGGAAAGAGUGGGGUCCAGAAGAUUCUUCAUGUCUCGUUUAAGAAUAAAGAGACUUCAAUUCUCGUUCGAGUCAGGCGAGGCCGGGACGAGUUCGCAGAGUUGCAAGCGUGUAUCGUGCCGGAGUCCGGAUCUAAAAAGCAGUACAUUUUGAGGUCUAUUGCUGAUCCCAAUUAUACUGUCGGGUUCUCAGAUCGGUCCGAGGCGGAUUGCUUCGAGUUGCAAGGUUCAAGAAGCUCCAGAAUUGCUAGUGCACUAUCCAGGGCUACACUUCAAGACGGAUAUGUGUCAUAUCCAUGGAUGAUGAGGAUGCAGGAGGUGCUACCAGUUCCGAAUUCUAGCUGCUUUCUUUCUAUACUACUCCUUCCUAAAGUUUCGGAUCGAGUUGCUUCUCGGUACAAUGACUUGGAUGACACUCUUGCAAGGGCGAAUACAUGGCUGUAUGCAUCUCAGGCCUCUGGGGUCCCUAUUGUUUUCAUGAAUAUUCAGACCGAGUCCCUGCUCACAAAGAUAUCUGGAGAGACAGCCUCUUCUACUGUGAAUGCUGGGUCAUUAUCUGAUUUGUCUAAUCUAGCACAUGCAAGCUUGUACGGUUUUGAGGAUUACCAUGGGGUUGACAUUGGUGUCGUAAGAGCAGUCCGUCUCUGGUAUGCGCCUCUAUGCGGAGAGUUUGCAAUAGAGAUGAAAAUAAAAGAAGAUGAUUCAAAGCUUGGGUUUGCCAUUAGUCGAACAGAAGAGGGAUUUAUCUACAUUUCAUCAGUUAUUGAUAGUGAUGAAAACGUACCCUCAACGAGGUCAGGGCUCAGCAGUCUCUAUAAGGAGGCUAUGAGUGCAUCAAGAUUGCUGGUAGUCUCCAGAGUAUCAAACCAGAAGGUCCUUCCUUGGAUGGUUUCUUCAACAGGAGCAAUACGAUGCUUUGACACUGUUUCACUUAGCCAAAAACUUUCACUCCAUCGGCAUGCCAAGACACCUAUCCUGAUUCAUGUUUUCUUAUGGGACCGAGCAUUGGCUUCUCCAAGUACAGGAAGUGCUAGGCUUAGGUCUGUCUCUCCUCCGGUCAUGUCAUUGCCACCAGAAAUUCAAUUGGCACGCCAUCCUAAUGAAAAUCAAAUACUACCUCUACCUCUACCACCUGAAGUUCUGGAUGAGGGUGGAGUCGUUAGGGAUGUGCCAGAGAUUAGGCUUGAGCGUGACACAGCCGGGGAAGUCUCCUUCAGAUUCCAUGAUUUUUCACUUCCAAACAACUGGGUAUGACCAUUUAUUCAUUAUGCUUCUUUGUCAGUUGAUCGUUGUACAUAGGAAAAUUUCAGGAUCAUGCUAGCUUCAAUCGAAUGUCGUUCACGGAUAGCUUAAUUAAUCUAGAAAAUUAGGAAUAAGAUCCAAUAAUUAUUCAUACCGUUGAGUGCAAAACCAAUAGCUUGAUGUCAGUCAUCUCCUUCUUAUGUGGGUAUGUAAAUGUCAAGCGACUUUUCUUGUACCUGUUGAUCUAAGAUAAAGAAACAUUUUAUUAAAAAGAAAAAAGAAAUAUUAAAAAAUAAAA